CUUUCAUCUAUAAUAGACUCAUAAAAAGAGGCUCAGGAAGCUGAGACUUUUCAGAUGAUAUUACCAACAUCGGCCUUCUCGGUUGCACAGACAUUUUUCAAUCUGCCCUUUUAAAUUAAAUUAUAAAAUGUUCGAGGCAAUUUAUUUUGGAAAAAUAAGUAAAGAAGAAACUGAAAGGUUGCUCGAGAUAUAUGGGAAAGACGGCAGUUUUUUGGUACGAGACAGUGAAAGUGUGCCUGGAGCGUAUUGUCUCUGCGUCCGGCAGGGUCUAUUCGUCUGCACCUACAGAAUUAUGCGAUCUUCAGGAAAAUGGGGGAUCCUGACAUCCCCAAUUACUGUGCCCCAAUUAUUUAAAACCUUGGAUCUGCUCAUUGAAACCUACAGAAGAUCCCCUCCUUCCAGCAUGGCACCUCUGUAUCACCCUUUGAAGAAAUCGUCUGUCUGUGAACACUUGCAAGAUGAAGGGCUUCAAUACCUGGAGAUGUUCUAGCUGUCUUCAAAAACCCUCAGGGCAGAUGAUAUGACCUGGAUGAAGUAACUUUUCAGAUAAACGCGGAAGGACAGGCUUUGCCUUUAUUCUUUUGGUCGAAGCAUUUCUAAUUUCAUUUACUGUGACAUGUUUUACACAACAAAAUUGGGCGAUUUUAAAUGCCACACUUGCCCAAGGAUUUAUGGGAAGAUCUGCCUGAAAGCUGAUUUGUAGUUUCAUUUUACCGACUUUAUAUCUGUAUUUUUAUAGUUGUCUUAAAGACAUAAUGGCCUCAUGUUCAAUAGUUGUCCAAGGAGAGUUUGCUCCUUUAAAAUCUAUACUGCUCUCAAUACCAUUGGAGUUUUUUGCCUCAUAAUAUUUGACUGUUUUUUCCAUUUGUACUGGAUCAUAAUUAUUUUAUUGCUCAUUAUGUGUUAUUUUUUACAAUUAUUUGUUUAUUUUAUUGCAUUUUACCAAAGGGUCAGCUCUUGCUUAAUGCCAUCACUGCCAUCUGAUGGACAUUGUAAUAAUUUUUUUCAGUAGAGUAUAUUAUUUUUUUGUCUAAUUUUCUUCAUUCUCUAUUUGCAUCAAUAACGUAAUUGUACUUAUUGAUCUUUUAACCAUUAAUCUGUUCUGCCAUUAAGUACCCAAAUGUAGUUAUGAAAACAAAGGUGCGGAGCACAUAAGCAGGGGUUUAAAGAUGUAAAGAACUCAUAUUUUAACUCCUUCUUUACAAAGUAACUAGAAGUGGAAAAGCUCCUCUGCACUCAUCAAAGAAGAAUUCACAAUACUUAGGUUAUUAAACCAUUAUGAUGCAGUAAUUGUGAUACUGUAUGUUUGAAUGUGGGUUGUGUAUCAGCAAAGAAUGAGAUGAACUUCUGAAUGUGGACAUGGUUGAUUAGCAGUGACCCCAUUUGAAUAUACUUCAUAAAAUGAUAAAUGAUUUCAUAUCCGAAAUUGGAAACAACAGGAAAACAAACAGAUCUCAUCAGCGGCUGUGUAAUGAGAGAAGAAAGAAAGUACACUAUUUAAGGAAGAGCACCUUUAGAAUAUUUAUAAAAAUGCCAUUGAUUCUGACCAUAUGGUUUGUAAAUGUAUAAAGGGCAAUUAGAAAUGGCAAAAGGCUUUUUAAUAUACUGAUAAUAACACAAAAGAGAUCUGUUAGUGUUUCUUUUUAUAUUUCAAAAAGUAAAAUGUCUCAAGAAUGGUAGUACUUUUGGGGGAAAGGCAAAAAUCAAGUCUGGGUAGGCUGCCAGUCUCUUACAGGGUCCAUUCAUCCACACACAAGCCAGUUUAUAAUCAUAAGCCCACGUAACACACACGUCUUUAAAAUGUGGGAAAGAAAACAGGAAUAAUCCUUGUAGACAUGCGGAGAAUGACUCCACACUAGUAGUUACUGAGCUAAGAUUUGAAUUCAGGAUGUUAGCUCUGUAAGGCUGCAGUGAUAACCACUAUGCCACUCAAAAUAAAAUAUAUAUGAAAAAAAAAACAUUUUUCUGAAGUUUUCAACUGUGAAGAGGACAAUAACAUUCUAUAUUUAGUUCAUUGUCCACAGGAAAACCCCACAUUUAAACUGGUUUGAUUGUUACAUUAAAGCAGUUACUUCUAUGUGUAUAGUGUACAAUCAGAAAUGCAAAAUGUUUAAGCUAUUUUUUGUAUUUUAUUGAAGAAAUCAUUUUUUCCUUUUAGAUUGUUACUGUUUCUUAUUUCUUUUAAAGUACACUUCCACUAGUUUUUACCUGUAAGCCACUUGCUAAUAAGUACAACAAUAUACUUAUUGUCUAUAUUUAGAACUUCAGUAGCUCCUAUCUAAAAGAAAGAAUUGUUUGUACUUCAGAUGUACAAUAUAAGAUUACAGUUAACUGUUAGAACCUCAUUAUUACAAUUUGGAAUUCUAAGACAUCAAUGUUUAUAUUGGAAAAAUAAGGUACAAAUCAGAAACCAACUUGGAACGGGACCCCAGUCAGUUACAGUGUACAUAGAGUAUCUUCAUGCCACAGUGGCAGAAAAUGUUAAGAAAAAUUUAUUAACCUGGCAUCACAGCUUUGUAAGUUGUGAGACAGCAUCCAGUUCUCAGUGAAAACCUUAAUCUGAACAUCCAAAGUCAACAUACAGGGCAACUCGGCCAGGAUUUGAUCCGGGUCUAAUUCUUGUGAGGGGGCAGUUCAACUUUCAUGUAAUUUAUGCCCCCAUUACUCAAUACAUCAAUUUCUAGCAAUUUUCAGUUGCACUUAUAGGCCUUAAUUUACAUUACUCCUGGUGAGUCAUGGUCAGUUAUGUAGUGUUGCAUCCCCAGAGUUCAGGUUUGAUUUUAGCUCCAGAAUCGUAGGAGUGGACACUCAGUACAAAACACACAAUACAAACAAUCUACAAGAAAAGAAGAACAUAGAAGAGCAAUGACAGCCACCCGGAAUGAAGGAAAAGCAAAGUGUUCUGGGUCAUGCAGGCUGAGGACAGACUUUUGGAACUUUGGUGCUAUCACAAUUUUCUUUUUGAUGUCUCAUCUUUGUUGUACAAUAACAGAAUCAAGUAAAAAAAAAAAAAACGAUACUCCAUUUUGAAUGGCUGCCGAAAUUUUAAAUGGUAGUGAGAACUCAUAAUCUGGCAUACUCUGUAAUCUUACAUCCUUAAGGCACUGAGAUCCAGGAAUUGUGGUCAUUACUUGUGACCUACUUUCUAACAUGCAAAGCAUUUCAAGUCUUAAAAGACUGUAUUGUUAUUUAAUUAAAGAACAAGCUAAAUUAAAGAUGGCACAAAGUUAGCUUAAGUGGUCACUCUAAACUAACUUUAUGUGAGUGUGUGUGAGUGUGCCGUUCAAUGCACUUAUAGCUUAGCAGGUUUGGUUCUUGUCUUGAGCCUGAUGCUGUUGGAAUGAGUUCUACACCCAUUAUUAUAGACUAACUGUGCUACCCAUCUAAGAUGGGUUGAAAAUAUAAGUAAUUUACAUGGACCUCAGGGUAUUCAGUGUUAACAUUAACAGCAUCUAUUGGAAUGUAUUUUGCGACUCUUCAAUUCCACCCGGGGAGUAAACAUUAACAUUAUACAAAGUUACUGUCUGUUAUACCUGCAUUUUUAUCAGUCUUUAAUUUAAUAUUGUUUUUUUAUCAGUAUGCUGCUGCUGGAGUAUGUGAAUUUCCCCUUGGGGAUUAAUAAAGUAUCUAUCUAUCUAUCAAAUGCAGGUAGUAGUAAAAUGCAUUGCAUAUUUUGCUCCAACAGAUGGUGCAUUACGGACAUUAGUACUGCUUUUACAAAUUCUAUACCAAAUGGCAUGUAACAGAGACGUAGACAUAGCCCACAGACACUUGUUCUUUCGUUGAAGUGGAUGGAUGCAUGAAUAUUAGAGAUAGAAACUGGAUUCUAACAAUGGUUGGCUUCAAAUCAGCAAAUAAACAAAAGACCUAUGAUUAAAACGGAGUUCUUUAAAGUUAAACUGCCUCUUUAAAUUGCUGUGCCUCAAAAUCUUUUGCACUGAGGUUGCACAAAGAAGAAACAUAUCAAAUACUGAAGAGUCUGUUUUGAAUUGAAUUUAUUAAGGUUAAAAUGGCCUGGGGUUCUCUGCUCUAGAAGGUAAGGGCCCCAUUGCUUCAUGGUUUCAUCUUUGCUUAAAAUAAUAAAUUUGUUUGUUCUUUAAACCGUAAAUUUUAGAUAUCUUUUCAUGUUUUGAAUUAUGUUACAAUAUUGACCCACAAAAUAAUCAAAUUACGCUAAGUUAUUGUAAACUUGUCUAAAAUUGUUUAUUGCCAGUAAAGGCUACAUUUGUUAAUUUGAAUUUGAAAUAAACACCUUCAGAUGCUUUGG
Molecule: messenger RNA, 4267 nt
Organism: Erpetoichthys calabaricus (reedfish)
Lineage: Eukaryota; Metazoa; Chordata; Cladistia; Polypteriformes; Polypteridae
Product: SH2 domain-containing protein 1A-like
Exons: 4
Coding region: 128-490 (120 amino acids)
Source: RefSeq, a predicted model, not a curated record